GGGAAUGUGGAGCUGCCCACAUGUUCUGUCUGUGUGAAGCUCUGUAACCCUCAGCCCUGGGUCUCAAGCAUCCUGGCUCCAGCUCCAGGUACAAAUACAAUAACAGGCAAAUGUCUUACCUGAAGGAUGUACAGUGAUAUCCCUGUGCCUAAACACCACGAAAGGAGGGUUCUAAAAAUGCAGCUGUGGAAGAUAGAUCCAAGCCUACACUCAAGUAGGCUUAGUGGUAUGCACUCAGGAGAAGAACCUAGGACUUCAGGACUUACAUAAUCAUAUGAGCUCAGGAGAAGUCCAGCGUUCAAAGCUGUUAUUCCAGCAAGACAUCCACAUCUUAUUCCCAGAGGCUCGGAUUAGUAUUUAUGGCCUAAAUAGCCACUUAAAUGCAAAUCAGGCCAUCCGUAUUGGGAACAAGCUGUCCCACAGAGAUGCUCAUAUUUGAUACUGUUCCUAUCAGCUCAUAGUGAGCACACUGGUACCAGCAGAAAUAAACGUACAUCUGCCUCCUCACAGAUACCCAAAUGCAGUUCUUUAUAUGCUAUCACACAUAGCCUGAAGCUGCAGCAAUCCCAGCCAAAUAAACCAAAGAGCAUCAGUCUGUCCUCAUAUUUGCAAAUAGUGCCAGACUACCAAAUGCUGCUAUCCAUACACACGGAGAUAAAUAGUAAAAACACAGCCAUCCAUUCAGCCGCACCUAUUUGUAACUACGUGUUCUUAUGCAUCUUAUGUAUGCAUUUAUAUAACAACAAUAAAAAAUAAGUGUCUGUAUGUAAAUUCAAAUGUAUACACUGGGACACAUUAAUGUACAGAAAUAUAUGCCCCAGUAUUGUAUAUUUACAAGAAGUAGAACAUAUUUUUGCACAUAAACAUUUGAUUCCUACAAUAAUGUUAAUUUAAAGAUAUACGCAAACAUAUUAUUAACACACUUUUUAUGGAUAUGUAUGAGUGAAUAUGCACCUUGUCAGAUAUUCACCCAGUGCGUUCCGUAUUGUUUUGGUGAAAAAAAAAGCUAACCGUGGUUACCUGAGAUGUAGAGCUUUCUUGCCUCUGUAAGAAAUCUGUUUUACUCAUGCACUAAUAUGGAUAUCUACAGCUGUAGGAUCUUCAUCUCUGAAACCCCUUCUUCAACCAGCGACCCAAAACAGUCAUUAUUUGUCACUGUUGAUCAAAUAGCUUUUGUUCUUCCUAACCUUCAGCAGCUCAGUGAAACACACAUUCCUUGGGCCAUUUCACUAACACAAAAUGCAAUAUUCUUACACAAGCAGACAUGCACAGAGCUACCCAACAAAGGAAAUAGAUGCAGCUCCCUGGUGGAAGGCUUGCACUGGACCAGUAUUCAUUCUGUUUAGGCCCUGGAAACUCACAGUGCCACACUGUUUCUGAAGUAGGAUUAGUGAGGUCUCUAACCACCCUGAUGUAGAAUAAGCACAUCUGAUAAACAGCUUUUCUUUUCCUUACCAUAGACAAACAGGAUUUAUUCUGCAUUGAGCAGAAAUAAAUGAGGGUAAAAUCAUUACAUAUGAUGGACUUUCUGAGAGCCACCUCUGCUGCCAUCUAGGAUCUAAACUCUCUCCUUUUUCCAUAUGUUCUCCAAAAGCUUUAGAGUGAUUCAGCCCAUUUCUUCCCAGCAGUGUUCCUCCUUUAUCAUUUUAGAGGAUCUUCUUUCAAAUUUAAGCAGAAAACCUGUUCAUGCCGUUAGUUAUAGCUUGAGUGAGAUUCUGGAGGGACGUAAACCCUCCCCCUUCUUUUGCGUUCACAGUCUGUGGCUCUCUGGUGGUAGAAUCUGCAUGUGCAAAGAUAUGCUCAGAGCCCUGCAAACGCGAAUGCCUUGGUGUGCAAAAUUAGAGCUGGUGCGGAAGCCUCUGUUUCUGACAUGUAUAAGUCAUAGUUGCAAUGUGGUCCUCAGUGAGCGAGGAGGAGGAUGGUCUAGUGAGGAGUCCUCUGGAGGAUGGCCUGGGUCCUACCCCAGCCACUCUGUUAAGACAGCAGUUCCUGCGGGUGAGUCACAGCACCUGUCACACUGUGGCAGUGGUAAUUGCACCUCUGCAGCUGCUGCUGCACCGAGCUGGCUGCUGGCAUGCAGCGGUAUCUCAGGGGAUUAAUGGUUGCAGUCUCUGAAAUGAGGGACACGGGAUGUUGGUACUGAUCGUGGGUGGUUUUUCAUCUGCUCUUUUAUCUAAAGCAGAAGAGCAAUAAUGCCUCCUGCAUCCCAUCUGGGGAAUUUGAGUUGUUUUAUAUUACUUGGUGUUGAUGAAAGCGGAACAAAUGGGAUGACAUGUUUGAAAAUACCAGGUCUGUGAAGGAUGAAAUGGAGCCAAUGCGCUCCAAAAGUUCCAUCCACCACAGAGAUGCCUCUGGGAAGGUUACAAGUGGCAAGCUGGUCAUUUCUCUGGCACAGCCCACUUUUGCACAGACGUAAACCAGUGUGUGUCCUAGUUUGUAAUGCACUCUGAGCAGCCGCCAUUAGAGUUUCCAGAGGAGCCUGUGGUUAAAUAGCAAAAGAUCAUCCUUCUCAAACUGAUCAAGGACGUCUCCAGGGACGUGUGAUGAGGCUGGAGGACACCUGGAAGGAUAGAGAACUGCGUCCAGAAGAAAUUGAAGAAUUAAGAGAAGCGUUUAAGGAGUUUGAUAAAGACAAGGAUGGAUUUAUUAACUGCAGAGACCUGGGGAACUGUAUGCGAACUAUGGGCUACAUGCCUACUGAGAUGGAGCUAAUAGAGCUCUCCCAGCAGAUCAACAUGAACCUGGGUGGCCAUGUGGAUUUUGAAGAUUUUGUGGAGCUGAUGGGACCAAAGCUGCUGGCAGAAACUGCAGACAUGAUUGGUGUAAAAGAGCUCCGCGAUGCCUUCAGAGAGUUUGACACCAACGGUGACGGGGAGAUAAGCACCAGUGAGCUGCGAGAAGCCAUGAAGAAGCUUCUAGGGCAGCAGGUGGGCCAUCGGGAUAUUGAAGAGAUCAUUCGGGACGUGGAUCUGAAUGGAGAUGGGCGUGUUGAUUUUGAAGAAUUUGUUCGCAUGAUGUCCCGUUGAAGAUAAUUCUCAGCUAAAGAAAAAUCAGCACCUUAGAGAGGGCAGAAGAGGACCUAGAUGGAGCAUCUAGCCCCGAUGUUCCCACGUGAAGGUUUAUCGGCUGGCUGCAAUUGGGACCUUGCAAGAUGACCUGCUGCUCCUCCCUCGUGAUGGUCCCCAUGCCCCUCCACCCUUUCACACUGUGAAAGACUUCCAACUUCCUACAACUGGAACCAUUCCUUGGAAAUUAUUGCAGGAAACUGCAGAGCCAGGACUUGCCAUGAUGCUUUCAUGGGAUAUUUGCAAAUUUAGACUCCUCCUCCCCAGCUUUAUUCUCCCACCAGCUGCUGCAAAGCAAGGGCAGGAGAAAUCCUCUUGGCUUGGUGGAUGAGAGCAAAGCCAUUGGGACUGGUGGCAGCCUCAGGGCAUACUCUGCACUUCUUGUUUUCCCUUGGUGAACCAUGUCUGUGUUUGCUGUCUCUGUAUGUGUCUAUCCAUGUGGAGUUAUUUAUGCUUCCGCAGCACAUAUUUGCAUCUCCUGUGGUUAUGUUUACCAAGAGUGAAUUCAAAUACAUGUCUUGCAGGGAGAAAGUGAUAAA
This is a messenger RNA of Cuculus canorus (common cuckoo), 3604 nucleotides long. RefSeq names its product calcium binding protein 1 (gene CABP1). NCBI's taxonomy places the organism in Eukaryota, Metazoa, Chordata, Aves, Cuculiformes, Cuculidae. Bases 2544 to 3026 code for a protein of 160 amino acids. The transcript has 6 exons. The record is from RefSeq and is a predicted model, not a curated record. Gene Ontology annotation, molecular function: calcium ion binding.